Messenger RNA from Poecile atricapillus (Black-capped chickadee), 3256 nucleotides. Its product is annotated as acrosin-like. The transcript is spliced from 5 exons. Gene Ontology annotation, biological process: acrosome reaction; proteolysis. The record is from RefSeq and is a predicted model, not a curated record. Bases 2011 to 3165 code for a protein of 384 amino acids. Gene Ontology annotation, molecular function: serine-type endopeptidase activity. NCBI's taxonomy places the organism in Eukaryota, Metazoa, Chordata, Aves, Passeriformes, Paridae.
CCUCCUGCUGAGCUCAAGGCCUGACUCCUUGUCCUGUCUCACUAGGCAUCACUGGCAGUGUCCUCAUACCCUGAGGAGAUUGUGGGGAUUGGUGGGAGAUUUGUGAGGAUUGGGAUCCCCCUUCAGAUAUUUGUAUGGAUUGGUGCAAUCCCCUCAAGUGAGAGCUUUGUGGGGACACGUGAGCAGCAGUCCAAAGCUGCACAGGGACCCAGGAGCUCUGGCAGCCAGUCAGGCACAGAGGGGGCAUUGCCAGGAGCAGAGUGGGAGAUCAGAAUGGCUCCAGACAGAGCAGGUGACCCAGAAAUGGGACAUAGAGCAGCAGCAGGGCACAGCGUGGCAGUUCAGCAGGGUGUGUAGGAGAGCACAGCAACCCUCCUGACUCUGGAGGUGAGCUCACCUCAGGUGGAGAUUGUUUUUUUCACUUGUCCAACUUGAUUAGAGCCAGCAGUAGUUUACACACUGACAAAAGCCAUUGCUGGCAGGAGCAUGGAGACCCAGACAGAGCUCCACAAGAAACAUGCAGCUGUCCAGGUCUCUGCCUGCAGGGAGUGUCUGACCCUACAGUUACUACUGGAGGAGAGUGGAAACAACACUGCAUGUGGUGUAAACAGGUGGAGGAUCUUAAAGAGGAGGUGGAGAGGCUGAGGAUUAUCAGGGAGUGCAAAGCAGAAAUAGACCAGUGGAGUUGCACCCUUCCAUCCAGGAGAGAAAUGAACUGCAUGAAAGCCUUCUCCAGACUAAGCAGGCCAAGCUCCUGCAGUCUCUCCUCAUCACAGACAUUCUCCAGACCCUGAAUCAUCUUUGUGGCCUGCUUGACCCUCUCCAGCAGCUCCUUGUCUUUCCUGACUGAGCUGUGGAGCCCAGAACUGAAUACAGCAGUUCAGGUAUGACCUCACCUGGGCAGGACAGAGGGGCAGGAUCACCCCCCUGACCUGCUGGCCACACUCCAUCCAACACCCCUGUGAUGUCCCAUCCAGAGGAGAAGGGAGAACCUGGGAUCACAUAUCUGCAGGAAGAAUUUAAUGUUUUUGAUAAUGACAAGGAUGAAGGGAUGGAGGGCACCCUCAGCAGGUUUGCAGGUCACACCAAGAUGAGUGGGGCAGGUCUCUCCCUGAGGGAUCUGGACAGGCUCAAGUGGUGGCCCAUGGGAACCUCAUGAGGUUUAACAAAGCCAAGUGCAGAUGCUGUGCCUGGGGCAACCUUUGGAAUCAAUCCAGACUUGGGAUGAGCAGAUGGAGGAGCUCUGGGAGAAGGAAUUGGGGGUGCUGGACACAACCCAGCCCAGAAUCCCCCUGUCCUGGGUUCAUCCCAUAGCAUGGGCAGCAGGAAAUUCACUUGGAUUGUUGUGUGAGGGAAAAAUGUAGGUGAACUAGCAGAGCAGUGCUGUUUUACAGUAAGGAUCACCACAUUUAAAAUGUUCACUCAGGGUGGGAAGAAGGGCAUGACAGGCUGAGAGAGUUACGGCUGCUCAGCCUGGAGAACAGCUGGUUCCAGGGAGACUUUGAUGCCCCUUCCAGUACUUAAAGGAGCCUUAGAAGAAGGCUGGAGGGGUACUUUGGACAAGGGCAUGGAGUGAUAGGACAAGAAAAAUGGCCCUAAGCUGAAGGCGGGCAGAUUUAGAUUAGGUGUUGGGAAGGAAUUUCUGACUGUGAGGGUGGGCAGGCCCUGGCACAGGUUGCCCUGAGAAGCUGUGUCUGCCCCUGGAUCCCUGGCAGUGUCCAAGGCCAGGCUGGACGGAGCUUGGAGCAGCCUGGGACAGUGGAAGGUGGCCCUGCCCAUGACAGGGAUGGCACUGGGAGGUCAUUAAAAGUCCCUUCCACCCAGACCAUUCCAUGUCUCUAUGACUGUGCUGCCCCUCCCUGCCAUGCCCAGCACACAGAACCAGCCCCUCUGUGACAGCGGCUCUGGGCCGGGGGCACUGUGAGCACCACAAAGGCUGUGGGUGCUGUGGCGGUGGCUGCACUGGAGGUGACACCUCGGUUCUGGCUGCUGCCACCUGCACUGGCACCAAUGGCUUUUCUGUGGCUUCUCAUCCUGCUGGCCCUGGCCUGGCCCGUGGGAGGCACCUGGGACACCUGCAGCGGGACCUGUGGGCUCCGGCCCAUGGCUUCUGACCACAGCUCUGCAGUUCUCGACUACGGCUCCGUGGCUUCUGCUGCUGGCACGUCCCAUGUCAUGGGUGGCACCAGUGUCCAGCCAGGGGCCUGGCCUGGCAUUGUCAGCAUCCAGGCCACCUGGGAGAACGGCACGUGGCACAUGUGCACCGGUGUCCUCCUCAGCUCCCAGUGGGUCCUCACGGUCGCACACUGCUUCGCCAGGGGCGGGGACAUCUCCACGUGGGAGGUGGUGUUGGGGGCCAUAGAUCUGACUCAGCUGGGCCCUGAGGCUGAGGUGAGACACAUCCAGAGGCUCCUGGUACACCGGCACUACGUGCCUGCCACGGCGAGGAAUGACAUCGCCCUGCUGGAGCUGGAGCAGCCCGUGGAGUGCAGCGACUACAUCCAGCUGGGCUGCGUGCCCGACGCCUCGCUCAGGGUCUCGGAGCUGAAAUCCUGCUACAUCGCCGGCUGGAACUUUGCCAGAGCUCAGGGAACAGGCAUGGUGCUGCAGGAGUCCAAGGUCCACCUGAUGGACACGGAGCUCUGCAACAGCAGCCCAUGGUACGCGGGGGCCGUUCAUGCUGACAACCUGUGUGCUGGGUACCCGCAGGGUGGCAUCGACACCUGCCAGGGGGACAGUGGGGGUCCCCUCGUCUGCAAGGACAACAGAGCCGACUACUUCUGGCUUGUGGGAAUGAACAGCUGGGGAAAAGGCUGUGACAGAGCCAGGCACCCCGGGGUCUACACCUCCACUCAGCACUUCUACAACUGGAUCCUGCUCCAGACGGGCCUGAGCCCAGCAGAAAGAGCCGGUCCAGCACCGGAGCCAGUUGUCACCUUGGCCCCUGAGCAGAGUCUGGAACCAGAGGAACCAGAAGAACCAGAGGAACCAGAGGAACCAGAGGAACCAGAGGAACACAUCCGCUUGACCCCCGAGUACAGCCAGCGACCAGUGGUGACAUCCUCGGGCACGUCACUGCCCGUGCUGUUCCCACACCAGAUCCUGGUGCAAUUCUGGAAUCUGCUGCAGGAGUUCCUGCAGUUUCUGAAGGACAAAGAAGCUUGAGCAGCAACAGGAUGAGCAGGACCCAGGGCUACAGUGGACCACAGCAUUUCCUGCCAGGCCAAAGGUAGCCUUGGGCCAGGGGCUUCUCUGU